AUGGGGAGCGAUCCCUUGGGAUCCCGGCGGCCGACCUGCGCCUACGGCUUCAUGGCUUCCCCUUCCUGGUUUCCACUGCAGAGGUCCAGCCACUCUCUCUUCCACCCUCUACGCCACGACGGGACAGGCGGUGACGGCGGCAGGAGUCGGCGGUGGCAGAACCUGUUCCGCCGGCUGACGAGAGAAGGGAAAUCGAAGCCGCACACGUUCCACUACGACGUCGUCAGCUACUACAAGAACUUCGACGACGGCUGCGGCUGGGAAAGGGAACGAGGCCUCCUGCCGCCGUGCCGAGGGCUUCUCAGCCCUUCGUUCGAAGGCCGUCUAGCAGCUCCGCGCUAG
Messenger RNA from Spirodela intermedia, 342 nucleotides. The record is from the annotation of a GenBank genome assembly. NCBI's taxonomy places the organism in Eukaryota, Viridiplantae, Streptophyta, Magnoliopsida, Alismatales, Araceae.